Iphiclides podalirius (scarce swallowtail) is the source of this 504-nucleotide messenger RNA. Lineage: Eukaryota; Metazoa; Arthropoda; Insecta; Lepidoptera; Papilionidae. The record is from the annotation of a GenBank genome assembly.
AUGUCGGCUGUGACAGGGCUGUCGCGAGCAGUUCGUGAGCCGGCCGCGCUUAACGCGAGCAUGUUACGCGCCUUGUCGCUCGACUCGUUUGAUCCCGCCGUCAGAACAGCCUUUUCCGCUAUGCAGAUUGAGUUGAAGUGUUGUGGCGUCCAUUCGUACACGGAUUGGUACAGUUACCGUAGGGGGCUGCCACCUUCGUGCUGCGGUCGAUUGUUAAAUGGCAAGAAUGGUGAACAGUGUGUUAGUCCGGUGCACGGCAUCGGUUGCUUACGCCCAGCGCUUGGCGAGCUUCGAAUGUUUAUUAACUCGAUGUGCGUCCUCGCCUCGGCUCUCAUCAUCGUGAUGGCUGCAACACUGUUUACGACUGCGUACACCUUAGUGUCGGGAGCACUGGAACGAAAAGAAUCGCGCGCACUGAAACUAACUCAGCCCCUGAGAAUCGCUUGUCUACACCCGACAUUACAGAACAUUAACCAGAAUCCGAGCAACCCGAUACCCCAAAUC